Messenger RNA from Mucor velutinosus, 2484 nucleotides. Its product is annotated as Palmitoyltransferase. NCBI's taxonomy places the organism in Eukaryota, Fungi, Mucoromycota, Mucoromycetes, Mucorales, Mucoraceae. The record is from RefSeq and is a predicted model, not a curated record. Gene Ontology annotation, biological process: protein localization to plasma membrane. Bases 1 to 2484 code for a protein of 827 amino acids. The transcript has 10 exons.
AUGAUUAGCUGUAUUCCUUGCGUUCAUGUAAAGCAUGCUACUCUAGUUAACAAUUGCUAUCCACCAGUCAAAGACGGCAGCACUAUACCUCGUUCUUCCGAACUUAGCUACCUAACAUUUUAUGCGAGCUCAAAACCUGCAAAGCUGACAAAGGUCGGCUCAUUUAUACAGAAACGAGUCGAAAAAGACAUUAGAAAAGGAAGAAAAUUUCAGAACAUAGUGUCGUUGCAAAUCAUAAAAGCAUUGAUUCAAACUUGCCAUCGAGACCUCAACAUCUUUUCAAAAUAUAUUGUAAAGAUACUGAGUUUGCUACUUGAUACAAGAGACAUCGAGAUCAUCGAUCGUAGCUGCGAAACAUUUAUUGUGUUUUGUAGCUACCACGAUGGAAGUACACUCGGUGUUGACUCAAGCUUCACAACAGAUUACGAAUCUCUUUUGAAGAAAUUUUCGGGUUUUUGCAAUUAUACUAACGAAGACGUAGCGUUUGCAUUAAAAAUGAGCUACAUCGGCCAUCGAGCUGUUCAAGCUGCUGUAACAUCAGGUGCCCUACAAUCUUCUAAUUUCAAGAUGCAAUUAAGCAUUUUAUUCCCUCCCUUAAUGAUCACAAUUGCUUCUAAACCAACCAGUACAACAUUGGAUACAAGCAAUGGUAGUGUGGACAUACGAGAUUCCGCUUUGAAUAACAGCAAAGUUAGCCCUGAAGUGAUUGAGUCAAUUGCAGCACACACCAUAUCUAUAUUAUUCAACAAGGUCACUGGCCCCUCUGUUAGACUUUCCCUUGUUCCUUUAUUCAGUUAUUUAGACGAAAAGGAGAACUGGUGGCCCCCUCAAUUGGCUGUGAAAAUUCUGAAGUUAGUAUUGGACUCUCUACAGCCUCAAUACAGACAUCUGCUGGUAUCCGAUUUACUACAGCAUUUGGAUACAUUCAACAAGCAAGAGGACAUUAUGAACGAUAAACAUGCAUCAUUGAUUUCUUCGCUGGAUUCCAUUCUCAACGCAAAUGUUCCUCUUGCUGGCAUCUCUAUCUUGGAAGUAUUGAACAGUUUAUUUACGCUCCUCAUCAAAUCGACGCAAUAUCAUCCAUUCAACGUAUCGGCUGUCAGUGAGAACGAAAUCCAGGAAGAUACUGUCGUUGAUGUAGAAAAGACGACCGGUCAUGCCAAUUUGAUACAGCACGGGCUUAUCCAUUGUAUUGGUGGCCUAGCAACGCAGAAUUACUAUGACAACCAGCUGAAUGAUAUGAUCGGUUAUUUGACAUCAAAAUUGCGCACAAACACCUCUUUGGAGCAAGUAGAUGGACUGUUGAUUCAUGAUUAUCGAUCAAUCGUACUCUGCUGCUUGGACAGUGUUGUCCAGGGGUCGAAAUCAGCUAUUUCACCCAAUUCAAGUGAGGCCGAGAUCAGAAUUGCUGGUACAAAGAUACCUUUAGAUGCUUGGAAUCCAGCCCUUGGCUUGUUGUGUGACAAGAACGCCAAAACUCGUAUGAACGUUGCCAAAUGCCUAUAUGACUUUUUACAAAACAUCCCACCCAAAGUGUCUAUGGAAUCCACAGACGAAUAUCCCAAACAUUCCUUAACAGAGCUACAAGACAAUACAUUUGUAAAUCAACUCAUUUACGCUAUGUUGGAUUGGGUCUUGAUUUCUGAUUUCAAUAUUACCGAUUUGCGAUUCUUUUACGCAUACUUAUGCCUACUUAAUCGCAAAUUUGGUGUGGAUGCCACUGUGGUAAUAGUGCCGCUCAUUUUCAAGAUUCAACAAUGCAUCCAAGAACACAAAAUCAGCUUACAAACUAGGCAAUACGCCAUUGAAUCUGCCUUGAUCUCUUGGUUUGCUAUGGUCGCUGAAUUUUACAAUAUUCAGCCAUUAUUUGAUUACAUCCAAACUAUCAAGUCAAAGAGAGGAACACAACCAGACGAUCUUAGAUUGACUGAGUCCAUUGACUAUACAAUCAAGGAACCCGAGUUGUUCUCUAUCAGCAUUGACGAUGCAGCUACGAAAGCGAAUACAGCAUGGAUUGAUCGUAGCACCAUUGUUGAGCUGAUGUCAAAGGAGGGAAAUCUUCGAGACGAAACGGACACACAUGGACUAGAUUUGGAGGCCAAGCUAUUUGCUGAAUGGGGCUCUGAUGCAUUUUUGAGAAGUGAUCAAACCAUUCGCUCUAGGAUUUUAAUAGAUUCCACCAAUAACAAGCCCAAGUUAUCAAGCCCUUGGGAACACGCAGAGAUGGAGCGAUCUCCGUUGGCAAUGGAAGACAAACGAAACAGUAUUCGAGUUGCAACACUGAAAGAGGCACUUGUAGCUCAAACAGUAGCAGAUGACGACAUGGAUACCGAUUCAACGCAGAGCAAUUCCUUGUCAGCUCACUCAAAACCACCUCCAAUGCGUGCAAAUGAGGUGAAUGCCCUAUUAACAGAACUAAAUCUACCUCAACAAAUGGCUCCAAGCACUGUAUCAUUAGUUAAUCCCCCUUACAAGUCAACGUAA